AUGUCGGCAGCACCCGCCGUCGCACCCGUCGUUGCACCAGCUCCGAUGGCUUCCCGCUCAUCCCCGUCCCGCCGCCCGGUUGAAACGAGCCUGGACGUCCUGCCCGCCGAACUGCAGAACACAAUCAUGGAGCAGAAGUUCGCUCAGAUCAAGGAGCAGCGUCAGGAUGCACGCACCGUUCUCCGCGAGGCCAAGCAGCGUACGCGCAACCAGCAGACCGAUCAGCAGAUCCUGCAGCUAAUGCAGGCGGACGAGCGACUGGCUGCCCUCCUGUCGCAAGCGGCCGACUCGAUGCGCGCUCUGCUGCCCGUUCCGCCUCCGGACGCUGCCGAUGGUGCCGACGCAGCAGCUGGCAGCAGCAGUGCUUCCUCAACACACGGCGCCAAAGCAUUCGAAGAAAAGGCCCAGCAGUGGUUCUCGAUCCUCAACGAGGUACAAUACUCGCUCCGCAGCGCGGUUCGCUACCUCCGCGAAGCGCAACUGUCGCCCCUCACACCGCCCGCCGGACCCGAAGCGCGCCUGCGCGGCCGAGCAGGCUCGAUGAGUCGCGGCCACAAUCUGUCGCUGCUCGAAGUGUUUGCCGACAUCAGCGGUCUCGAUGGCGCGACUUUCAAGCUUCCCCCCGCCGACCCGCGGCCGACUUCGCGGUCCCCCUCGUCAUCAGGCGCCGGAACGCCAACGUCGAUGACCUUCCCACCAGAAGGCAGCCUCAGCCUGCACGCGCUGCGCGAGAGGCAGCGCAACUGGAAGGCUCUCUCCAGCUCGUUGCAGCAGAUCCACCAGAACCAACGCGCAACCUCACCCAAGCCGAGCGCCGAGAUCAGUCUACUGGAGAGCAUCAAGAAUGGAUGUUCGAGCGAUCGGAUCUUGAUUGAGGCGCUGGUGAAUACCAACCACUUGGCGUGA
Messenger RNA from Kalmanozyma brasiliensis GHG001, 906 nucleotides. Its product is annotated as Mediator complex, subunit Med11. The transcript has a single exon. The record is from RefSeq and is a predicted model, not a curated record. Gene Ontology annotation, biological process: regulation of transcription by RNA polymerase II. Bases 1 to 906 code for a protein of 301 amino acids. Lineage: Eukaryota; Fungi; Basidiomycota; Ustilaginomycetes; Ustilaginales. Gene Ontology annotation, molecular function: transcription coregulator activity. Gene Ontology annotation, cellular component: mediator complex.